GUCAGUUGCAUGUUUACUUGCUUUGUCAGCGGUGUCCCCGCAGUAGUUAUCUCAUGUUCCUCACCUGCUGCUGAUCAAAACCUUGGACUUUUGUCCCACAGAGUGACUUAUCCCAUCGUCACGACUGCUUAUCAGCAGUUUCAUCAAGUCUCUCGUGGACCUUGAACAGGGGCAAAUCGGGUUCACUGUUUUUUUUCCUAGCUAACAGGGAAAGAUGACGUUAAAAUCCAAUAAAAACGAACCUGCGGACAUACUAGAGCCCGUUAACAGCGUCAGGACAGCCCUUUCCGACCUCUACCUGGAGCAGCUCCUUCAAAACAAACCAAAGUCUGACAAGGUGGCUAUGCAAACCUAUGAGAAUAAAGGAGCUGAGUUUUACACCAAUGGUUGUGCUGGACACAUGAAUGGUGCAGAGCUGACCAGGAUGAAAGAAGUAGCAUUUGAGAAGAAUCCCUCAGAGCCGAUGGGGGUCACUCUGAAACUAAAUGACAAACAACGCUGUACGGUGGCCAGAAUACUGCAUGGAGGAAUGAUCCACAGACAAGGGUCUUUAAAUGAAGGUGAUGAAAUAGCAGAAAUCAAUGGAAAAAGUGUGACAAACCACACUGUAGAUCAGCUGCAGAAAAUUCUGAGAGAAACCAAUGGAGUAGUCACCAUGAAGAUUAUUCCCAAGAACCAGAAUCGUUCGCGUGUCUGUGAGAUGUACAUGAGGGCCCAGUUCGCCUAUGAUCCCACCAAAGAUGACCUCAUCCCAUGCAAAGAGGCCGGCUUAAAGUUUCUGACUGGUGACAUCAUCCAGAUCAUCAACAAGCAGGAUCCAAACUGGUGGCAGGGCAGAGUGGAGAGCAGUUCUAAUGAUUUUGCUGGACUUAUACCCUCCCCAGAGCUUCAAGAAUGGAGGGUGGCCAGUAAAAGCAAGGCCAGAGAGAGCAGUCAGUCCUGCAGCCCAUUUGCAAAGAAAAAGAAGUGCAAAGACAAAUACCUAGCUAAACACAGCUCUAUUUUUGAUCAGCUGGAUGUGAUUUCUUAUGAGGAAGUUGUGCGGCUCCCUGCCUUUAAAAGGAAAACUCUGGUGCUUAUUGGUGCACCUGGUGUAGGAAGAAGCCACAUCAAAAAUACUCUGCUGACAAAAUACCCUGAGAAAUUUUCCUACCCAGCACCACACACCACCAGACCCCAACGAAAGGACGAGGAGAAUGGACAGGAAUAUUUUUUCAUCUCAAAUGAAGCCAUGACCAAGUGCAUCUCUGUAAAUGAGCUCCUGGAGUACGGCAGCUUCCAGGGAUAUAUGUUUGGUACCAAAUUUGAGACCAUCCAAAAGAUCCAUGACCAGGGUAAAAUCGCUGUGCUGGAUGUAGAACCACAGACUUUGAAACUCGUGCGGACUGCCGAUUUUGCUCCUCUGGUGGUGUUCAUAGCUCCUACCAACACAGCUCCACAGACGGAAAACCUGCAGAUGAUCCAAAAAGAGUCAGACGCCAUUCUAAGCACAUACGGACACUUCUUUGACGUGGUUCUUGUCAACAACGAUGUGGAUGAAAGCGUUAAAGGGGUCGAGGAAGCCAUUGAGCGUGCCACCUCCACCCCACAGUGGGUGCCUGUAUCAUGGGUGUACUGAAGAUGCCUGGCACCCAUUUGAUUCUUUUGUGUUUGUUGAAAAGCAGUGCAAUAUCACUCCUUCCACCAAACCCUUAGAAUUAGUGAUGUCCCAACUGUUUACUUCUUAAUUGUCAGAGGUUUUUUGCACAAAUGCAGUAAAAAAAAAAAAAAAAAAAAAAA
Melanotaenia boesemani (Boeseman's rainbowfish) is the source of this 1779-nucleotide messenger RNA. RefSeq names its product membrane palmitoylated protein 1 (gene mpp1). The record is from RefSeq and is a predicted model, not a curated record. Gene Ontology annotation, molecular function: signaling receptor binding. Lineage: Eukaryota; Metazoa; Chordata; Actinopteri; Atheriniformes; Melanotaeniidae. The transcript has 12 exons. Bases 215 to 1618 code for a protein of 467 amino acids. Gene Ontology annotation, cellular component: plasma membrane; cell-cell junction.